ACACCUGAAAUAAGAAAAGGACAAAAAGAACAAACAUGAGGACAAAGACAGGACAAAAAAUAACAAAGGGGUAGCAAUCAGUCACCACUGAUGACAUCUCUUAAAGAACUCUAACAUAUUCCUCAACUUUCUCUUAAAGAAAAGAAGACGCAUACAAAUCAGACACCAUGAAAGACUGGCACUGGAUACCGCUACAAAGAGUGUUCUGCCCCUCACUAGACUACACGUCUUCUAAGAUGUCUCAGACCACUGUUGCUGAGGAAGGAGGGACCUUUGAUCACCUGUGGAGCUCCCUAGAGCCAGACAGCACCUAUUUCGAGCUCCCCCCAAACAGCAGGCCUGGUGAACACCCAGCGGCCUCUGCCAGCGUCUCCGGGAGUCACUGCAACUCAGCCGAGGUUUCCAUGGAUGUUUAUCAUAUGAGAGACACAAAUGACAAUGUAAUGUCCCAGUACAACUUGCUGAGCAGCAGCAUGGAGAGCCUGGGGAGCCGUGCGACGUCCGCCAGCCCCUACAGCUCAGAGAACGCCUCUUCGUCGGCUGUGCCCACCCCUUCACCUUACUCCCAGCCCAACUCAACGUUUGAGGGCCUCUCGCCUGCCCCAGCAAUCCCCUCCAACACCGAUUACCCGGGCCCGCACGACUUCCAGGUGUCCUUCCAGCAGUCCAGCACCGCCAAGUCUGCCACAUGGACCUACUCUCCCCUGUUGAAGAAGCUCUACUGUCAGAUUGCCAAAACCUGUCCAAUCCAGAUCAAGCUGUCGUCCUCUCCUCCCCAUGGCAGCAUCAUCAGAGCCAUGCCUGUCUACAAAAAGGCCGAGCAUGUGACAGAGGUGGUCAAACGAUGUCCCAAUCAUGAACUCGGCCGGGACUUCAACGAUGGUCAAACGGCUCCAGCCAGUCACCUGAUCCGAGUGGAGGGAAACAACCUCUGUCAGUAUGUGGACGAUCCCGUCACCGGCAGGCAGAGUGCCUAUGUGCCCUACGAGACUCCACAGGUGGGGACUGAGUUUACCACCAUCCUUUACAAUUUCAUGUGCAACAGCAGCUGUGUGGGCGGCAUGAACAGGAGACCCAUCCUCAUCAUCAUCACCUUGGAAACCAGAGAUGGCCAGGUGUUGGGCAGAAGGUCGUUUGAGGGCCGGAUAUGUGCGUGUCCUGGUCGGGAUCGCAAGGCCGAUGAGGACCACUUUAGGGAACAGCAGGCCCUGAACGAGAGCGUGGCCAAAAACGGCAGUGCCAACAAACGCAACUUUAAACAGAGUCCACCAAAUAUUCCCAAUCCCAAUAUGAACAUGAGGAAGAGGCGCCACGGAGAAGAGGAAAUUUACUAUAUUCCUGUUCGUGGCAGAGAGAACUUUGAGCUGCUGAUGAAGAUUAAAGACAGUUUGGAGCUGGUGGAGCUGGUGCCCCAGCCACUGAUCGACUCCUACAGACAACAAACACAGCAGCAGCUGCUGCAGAGACCGAGCCACAUAAACUCGCCCUCUUCUUAUUCUCCACUGUCAAACAUGAACAAGCUCCAUUCACACGGAGGCCUCAACAAGCCAUCGUCUGUCAACCAAAUGAUGGGACAGCAGCCCCAGCAACACGCCAACUCCUCCAUAUCUCACAUGGGUCCAAACAUGCUCAAUAACAGCCACAUGCAGGCUAACGGCGAUAUGAACAGUGGGCACAGCAAUCAGAAUAUAGUGUCUGCCUCCCACUGCAGCCCGCCCCCUUCAUAUAACCCUGACCCCAGCCUCGUCAGUUUUCUCACCAGUCUGGGCUGUCAGAACUUCAUUGAGUACUUCACUUCACAGGGUCUCCAGUCUGUUUAUCAUCUCCAAACUCUGUCCAUGGAGGACUUAGCUGCACUGAAGAUACCGGAACAAUCCCGUCUAGUCAUCUGGCGAGGGCUGCAGGACAUGAAGCAAGGUGUUUCCGUCCAGCUUCCUACUUCUGCUCAUCACCAUGACUACCACGGCCAGCAGUUGCUUCGCUCCAGCAGCAACAUGGCGGCCUCUGCAAUGGCAGCCAUUGGGGCCGGCAGCGGGGAGCUGCAACGUCAGCGCGUCAUGGAAGCUGUGCACUUUCGAGUCCGCCACACCAUAACCAUCCCCAACAGGGGCGGUGUGGGCACAGCAGGGAUGGCAGCGGCUGCUGAUGAGUGGGCUGACUUUGGCUUCGACAUGCCAGAUUGUAAAGUGUCCCGUAGCAAGCACUCCAUUAAGGAGGAAUUCAUGGACAGUGACGUUCACUGAGAGAGAAAAGCAGACAGUGAUUGGUUUACUUCUGUCAACAAUGUUCUCCUGGUGAAUCUCUCCUUCUUUUGUGAUUUUUUUUUUUUUUUAGAAAAUCGACUGAUAUUUCACAUGUGUGUGACAUUUCAAGUGAGAAAGUGCACUUUGGUACUGUUUGAAUUUCCUGCUUGUCUCACCUGCAGAAUAAAAGCACUAGAAACAAGACAAGCAUGUGCUACUUCAGGAUGAAAUACUGACAUGAGCUUUGUUUAUCUCACAAUAUUUGCUAGAGUAGAUCAGGACCAGAUCAGAACAAGGCUUUCUUUUUUAUUUAAUUAUUUUUUUAUUCUAAAGUGACAAUUCACAUGAUUGAAAUUAUUUCAAAAGUUUCUUUAAGACCCUAUGUUUUUGAAAAACACAAAAUGUUCUCAGUUGACUAACUUAUUUAUUUUCUCAUUUGUCCUUGACUUGUGCAUUUGUACUGUAUAUAUUGAAUCUUGUAAAAUCCCUGCAACAAAAGUGUCUAAAAACUAGUUUUUAGAAUUUAAAUAAUAAAACUGAUGUUUUAACCAAAUGUCUAGAACUGAAUAGUUAAGUCAGACUGAUAAAUACAAGAACACUGUCCUGUAUUAAAAGUUGCAAUGAGUUGAGGACCACUAGUUCUGUAUAUUUUUCUCCAUUUGCCUGAUGUUUUGUGGGUUUUUGGCAUUGAUGAUGUGUAUGUUAACUUGUUUUAUAAAUAACAUUGAUAUUGCUUAGUCUUUUCAAAAAGUUGUAGAAAAUAUAGUGUUAAUUCUUGUAUUGUGACAAAACAAACGAUUUCAGUGUUAUUGUGAAAGCAGGAAUUCAGUGGUUUUAUAAAUAACAAAUGAAAAUUGCUCCCUCCCAAAAAAAAAAAAAAUGUUUUCUUUCUCUGAACGCUUUUCAAAAAACUUUGCAGUGAAGACACUUCAUUUAAAGCUACUGUAUCACAUACUUGUUUGUGGAUUUUCACAACAUUCCAAUUUAUUGCUUAGAUUGCCAAAAAAGCAAAUGUUCUAGUGUUCUGUCAAAUUGGUUUGUUGAACUUGUUUUGUAGUUUGCAGUUUCACUCAUUUUUGGCCUACUUAUAAAUAGCCUGAAACUCAUUACAACUUUUUAAAUUAAUUUUAAAGGUAAUUUCCCAAAAACAUGGUACAAAACAUUUUACAUUUACCGGUAGGAGAAUAGGCACUUUAAAUGCUUUAACGGUGAAAUUAAUAGGAUUGUCAGUAUUAUGCAUUUCUAAAAUGUAAAUAUUGUUUUUUUUAGUGAAUAAUGUAAGUUCUUUCCCUUUUUUUUUAAUCAUCCAUUUUGUAAAAUGAUGUAAAAUGGAUCUAUGUAUUGUUGUGCAUCACUGCUAUACGUUCAUGUGUUGAGUCCAGUGUUUUAGCUCUUUAACCUUAGAUUUCUUCAAGAUUUCUUUUCCUAAUUCUGUUUCUUUUCAUCAAAACAAUAAAGGUGUUUUAACUCAUGAGGUAGAUUCUAUUUAAACUGAAACGAUUUUCCAGGUAAACCUUGCCUAAUUAUUGCUGUAAAUAUUUCAUUUAGCGAAUUUAAAACAUAGAAAAGUAAGUUGUCUUUUGUAGAUAAUAGUGACAACAAUUUGGAGUAUUUUUAUUGCACAAAAUGUUCACCUUUACUUGAUAAUAUUUUAUUUUUUACAUAAAAAUGUUAUCGUACUCAUCUAUACAGGCUAAAUGAAUUUGUGUAAGAAAAAUGCAAAAAAAAAAAAAAAAAA
Messenger RNA from Oryzias melastigma (Indian medaka), 3981 nucleotides. It is a transcript of the gene tp73, whose product is annotated as tumor protein p73. The coding region runs from base 168 to 2243 and encodes 691 amino acids. Gene Ontology annotation, cellular component: nucleus. The record is from RefSeq and is a predicted model, not a curated record. Gene Ontology annotation, molecular function: protein binding; RNA polymerase II cis-regulatory region sequence-specific DNA binding; DNA-binding transcription factor activity, RNA polymerase II-specific. Gene Ontology annotation, biological process: regulation of transcription by RNA polymerase II; protein tetramerization; apoptotic process. The transcript has 14 exons. Lineage: Eukaryota; Metazoa; Chordata; Actinopteri; Beloniformes; Adrianichthyidae.